GACGGAAUGGCUUGAGGGACAAUUUUGUUUGCGGAAGUGCGGCGGGAAUAAGCUAAAAGAAGAAAGCUAGGCUAAUAUAGAUCCUGAAAUAACUCUAGAACGGUCCGUUUACACUAUGCAACUCGUAUUUACAAGUCCAUUAGGAGAAAGUUAAGAGGAAGUUUAAGUGUCAUGUCAGCAGAGGGAUCCGGUGAGAGUGCGGCACGGCCGUUUGCCAACCGGUACGGCCCCAGACGGUGGUCCGUGGUCGCACUGUCCGUUCUGGGCUCCUGUAUAUUCGUUUCCGCCGUUGGUUGUCUAUGCGCUUUCAUCUACCCAAUACUUAAAGAGCUCCGGGCGGGGAGAGUGAGAGGAGAGGAUGGGGCUGAGGAGAGGAUGCUGGGUUUCUGGAGUAUCCUCGUGCUGUCAGUAUUAGCAGGAUGCAUCUGCUGUGUCUUCUCAUGGACUCUCACCUACCUUGACUCGUACCAGCCUGGGAUGGGGUUCCCCACACUGCUGGAUCUGGUCCACUCCAGAGAUGUAUCUGGCCACGGUUUCCACAUGGGUUAUGGUGUUGUCCUCCUCAAUGGCAUCAUGGCCAUGAUCACCGUCAUCUGGAGCCUCACCUGACAACUACACACACACAAAAGCUUGCACAGCUAACCUUGUUAGGACAUUACACUGACUUCCAUUCACUGUGGAUAUUACUAACAUAAACCCUAAAGAGAAAGUGCAUUAUAAAAACUUAAAACUGCAACAUGAAUGCCAUAUAAAUGCUGUGAUGAUGUCGUUGAUGCAUGGUUUAUUUGUUUUUUUAAAAAUCUGCCAAUAAAAAUAAUGUUUAAAAAAAAAAAACACUC
Messenger RNA from Toxotes jaculatrix (banded archerfish), 839 nucleotides. RefSeq names its product ADP-ribosylation factor-like 6 interacting protein 6 (gene arl6ip6). Lineage: Eukaryota; Metazoa; Chordata; Actinopteri; Toxotidae. The transcript is spliced from 4 exons. The record is from RefSeq and is a predicted model, not a curated record. The coding region runs from base 172 to 609 and encodes 145 amino acids.